This is a messenger RNA of Opisthorchis viverrini, 561 nucleotides long. RefSeq lists its product as hypothetical. Bases 1 to 561 code for a protein of 186 amino acids. The transcript is spliced from 4 exons. NCBI's taxonomy places the organism in Eukaryota, Metazoa, Platyhelminthes, Trematoda, Opisthorchiida, Opisthorchiidae. The record is from RefSeq and is a predicted model, not a curated record. Gene Ontology annotation, molecular function: protein-N-terminal-glutamate acetyltransferase activity; protein N-terminal-serine acetyltransferase activity. Gene Ontology annotation, biological process: N-terminal peptidyl-glutamic acid acetylation. Gene Ontology annotation, cellular component: NatA complex.
AUGAACAUUCGGAAUGCACGGCCAACUGACCUUUUAAAUAUGCGCGAUUGCAAUCUGGACUGCCUGCCGGAGAAUUACCAAAUGAAGUACUAUUUUUAUCAUGGAUUGUCUUGGCCACAACUCUCUUAUGUUGCUGAGACAGAUGAUGGAGAGAUUGUCGGAUAUGUUCUGGCAAAGAUGGAAGAGGAUCCCGAAGACGUCCCUUAUGGACAUAUCACCUCUUUGGCUGUCAAGCGCCCUUACAGACGUUUGGGUAUUGCUCAGUCCCUUAUGAACUUUGCUUCACGAGCGAUGGUUGAGAAUUUUCAUGCGAGAUACGUGUCCCUCCAUGUGCGGAAAAGUAAUAGAGCUGCACUGACUUUAUAUAAGAAAACACUCCACUUUGUUGUGGCUGACGUGGAACCAAAGUACUAUGCUGAUGGUGAAGAUGCUUAUGCUAUGAAGAGGGAUCUGCGGUGCAUAUGGGAGAAGGUACAAUUUCUGUUCCUCUCAACAUCUCUUUUCCAGUACGGACCCCCUGGUGUACCUUUUAAAGAAACGAAAAACAAGUUGGACACGUAA